Messenger RNA from Suillus paluster, 1932 nucleotides. RefSeq names its product major facilitator superfamily domain-containing protein. Gene Ontology annotation, molecular function: transmembrane transporter activity. Gene Ontology annotation, cellular component: membrane. Lineage: Eukaryota; Fungi; Basidiomycota; Agaricomycetes; Boletales; Suillaceae. The record is from RefSeq and is a predicted model, not a curated record. Gene Ontology annotation, biological process: transmembrane transport. The transcript is spliced from 11 exons. The coding region runs from base 1 to 1692 and encodes 563 amino acids.
AUGUCCAAGCCUGAGCUGAGCCUGGUCAACGAACUUGCUCGUUCACCAAGUCACGAUCUCAACCUUGAGGAGGUCAAGCACCAUACCAUCCAGCGCAGUCUUUUACGUUCCAUUCUCAUUGUCGUGACCUGUACCACUGCAAUGAUGGUCAAUACUUCCAACUCCAGUUCUGUCUCCAUCUCGCUCCCGACCAUCGAAAAGGACUUAGAUAUGGACGAAGAACAACUGCAGUGGGUUGAAUCUGCCUAUUCGCUUAGUUCGGCUUGCCUUCUCUUGUUCUUUGGUAGAUUGGCUGAUCUCUAUGGUCGAAAAAAGGGGUUCAUGUUCGGCACUCUCUGUAUAGUCGCCUUUUCUCUUGGUUGUGGCUUUGCACAGAGCGGACUUACCCUCGCCGUCUUGCGCGCCUUCCAAGGCGUCGGUGCCGCCGCUACAAUACCAUCCGCACUCGGUAUCCUGGCGCAUUCAUUCCCUCCAUCUAGAGCGCGCUCAAUAGCAUUCGCAACUUUUGCAGCUGGUGCUCCUGUCGGAGGCUCAUUUGGCACGGUGAUGGGCGGUGUCCUUGCAGAAUUUUCCUCCACGCAUUGGCGCUCUGUAUUCUAUAUGACUGCAGGAAUUUCUGCUCUCGCAGGAGUUGCCGGUAUGAUUGCAUUCGACUCAGAUGUUCCCUCGACAGAUUUUGUCGACUGGAUCGGUGCCUCGCUUAUCACCGUCAGUUUAGUGUUGAUUGUAUUUGUACUUGGUCAAGGAGAACUCGCCUCGCAAGGCUGGAAAACUCCAUAUAUUAUUGUGCUUCUCAUCAUCGGGAUCAUCAUGGUUUCACUGUUCCUGCUUUGGGAACGACACUUGGAGCAAGUUCAAGAUGAUCCAUCAAGAGCACCAUCCGCAUGGACACCACCACCACUGAUGAGGCCCUCGAUUUGGAUACGAGCAAAGGGCCAGAUGGCCGUGAUCCUGGUCAUCGCAUUCCUAGAUUGGAGUGCUUUCAUGACUUGGUUCUUCUGGGUUCAGUUGUACUAUCAGAACUACAUGUUACUUACACCAAUGCAAACUAUGGUCCGGCUCAUUCCAGCGCCCAUUGUUGGCUGUUUGUGCAACAUUUUCGUUGCAAUGGUCGUUGCCAAAUUGCCUUUGGUCGUCUUUGCAGUCAGUGGCACGCUACUGACAGCAUCUGCUGGGAUCUUAUUUGCACUGAUUGACCCGUCCGCAACGUACUGGGCCUUUGGCUUCCCGUCCACGGUUCUCGUCGUGUUUGGCGCUGAUUUUGUGUACGCCUCUGGUACACUUUUCAUUGCCCAAAACGCGCUUCCACACGAGCAGAGCGUUGUCGGAGCGCUAUUCCAGACUAUGACACAACUCGGCGUCGCAUUCGGUCUCACUAUAUCCACCAUUGUGUUCAACAGUGUGGUUAAAAAAAAGUCUGCUGACCUUGGCGUCACUGUCAAUUCCGCUGGCACCAACGCGCCUCAGUCCGCACAGCUUGCAGGAUAUAAAUCUGCGCAAUGGACCUCUGCUUCAUUUGCGCUUAUGGCUGCGCUGCUUGCAGCGCUUUUCCUCCGCAGUGUAGGGAUCGUUGGAAACAAUAAAAGUGUCAAGCAUGUCGUCGACUCUGACUCGCAUCAGACCAGGACGGACAGCCUGUCAGAUAACACCAAGAUACCAGCCACAUCCGCCUCAGGAGAUAUCAUUAUCUGACAAGGAAGACUUCAUGCCAUGACAUAGCAUCGCACGUAGAAUGGAUUCCCAUAUGGUUUGGUGUUCUUCGAGACUCGUUUCUUCUCCUUUGAUUCUGAUGUCAUGAAUAAGUUAUGUCAGUCGAAUGCUCGUUGGAUCGCCGUUGUAGAUAUCUUAGAUUGAAAAGAUAUAACUUCUGUUUCUGGAUAAAGGCGUACAGUAGGAUGUCGAAUGUUUAUGUGGGGAAUCGACGGUAAUGAC